Messenger RNA from Scheffersomyces stipitis CBS 6054, 219 nucleotides. Its product is annotated as RNA-binding protein. Gene Ontology annotation, biological process: mRNA splicing, via spliceosome. The annotation marks the transcript as partial. Gene Ontology annotation, cellular component: U4/U6 x U5 tri-snRNP complex; Lsm1-7-Pat1 complex; U6 snRNP. NCBI's taxonomy places the organism in Eukaryota, Fungi, Ascomycota, Pichiomycetes, Serinales, Debaryomycetaceae. Gene Ontology annotation, molecular function: RNA binding. The transcript has a single exon. The record is from RefSeq and is a predicted model, not a curated record.
ACUGUGUUGCCAUUGGAAAUCAUCGACAAGUCUAUUGGACACGAGAUCCGUGUUUUAAUGACCAACGAUAAGGAGUUCACUGGUAAGUUGGUUGGAUUCGAUGACUUUGUCAACAUGGUUUUGGAAGACGUCAGAGAGAUUGACAGCGACGUCAAGAGCGAUAAGGUUAUCAAGAAAAUGUUGUUGAAUGGCGGACAAGUGGCUAUGAUAAUUCCAGCA